AUGCAUUGUAGCCGAUCAAAUUCAUCCAAAUUUGAUGACAGAGAUAAUAUUCAAAGGAAAAAACCGAGAACUAGGAUUCCUAAACUUAGGCCAUGGUCCGUUAAACCCAAUUAUUUAGAGGAGGAAGAAGGUUCAGAGGAGAAAUCCCGAGUCGAGUCACAGGAGAAGAAGGUUCAGAGGAGAAACACCGAGUCGAGUCACGGGAGGAAGAAGGUUCAGAGGAGAAACCGCGAGUCACCUGUGGUCGAGAGGGGCCUCAAUUUAAGUUUGAUGCAAUGUCCUACAAUUCUGGUGUGUCUACUACUCACGUCACCAUGGCAACCGCGAAGGAUAAGAAAGAUCAACUUUAUAAUCAAACAUGACCAAAAUCUGCAUGUUUAUAGUCUCUUUCUAUUGAACCUGCAAAUAUUGGAAAGCCAGGGUCAGAGGAUGAGAACCUCCAAGUAG
Vicia faba (fava bean) is the source of this 447-nucleotide messenger RNA. The record is from the annotation of a GenBank genome assembly. NCBI's taxonomy places the organism in Eukaryota, Viridiplantae, Streptophyta, Magnoliopsida, Fabales, Fabaceae.